Molecule: messenger RNA, 1635 nt
Organism: Bacidia gigantensis
Lineage: Eukaryota; Fungi; Ascomycota; Lecanoromycetes; Lecanorales; Ramalinaceae
Exons: 1
Coding region: 1-1635 (544 amino acids)
Source: RefSeq, a predicted model, not a curated record
AUGGUAGAAGCAAGGUCGUUGGCAAAUCUGGUGGAAUUAGCGGACAAUCCACCAAUUCACUACCAGGAGAAUGUUGACGCCUACAACCAACCUCUUGUUCUCUACGUCGCACGCGUGCCUGGAAGCAAAGGUAUGAUCACAAUAGUACUUACUCAACCCUCUGUAACUAAGAAUAAUCGCCUAGAUUUCUUCCUUACCACGAUUAAGCCACUUGAAAAGAUGGUGAGAGCUGAAGAUGUGCAGAGCUGCCUAUACUACAUUCAUGUGGGCAGCAAAAGGGACGAGGAUCUACGUCGCGAGGAGAAAGAAAGGAUAGAUGAGGAGCAAAACAACCAGAUUCACGAAAGCAUAGAAGAGAAAUCUGGUGUUCCCGCCAUACGCAGAAAGCCACUACCUUUGAAUCCAGCUCUAUCGCCUCAAAAAAGACCAGAAACUCCGCCGAAGGUGUUCCCACAUUACCAACCUCUUUCAAGAUCGACCUUCACCCCUGAGUCAGGCGAGGCUGUCAAGGACUGGAAACCUGCGUCUACAUCACCAAAACGAAAGAUCGUGGGCCCUCGUCUAAUGCAAAAUCAGCCUUGCCCAAACCAUCAACUAGCUGAAAGCUCUCUGAGCAACGAGAAUGUCGACAUUCGGAGCCUAGCUCCAUCUCUUCCUUUUAGGCAUGCUACCUAUAUCCAAAAACAAAGAGAAUUCGACAUGGCUUACGCAGCCAAUGCCGCACCGUUGGUGCACACAACGAGGGAGGGUCAGGGCUAUCAAAGCCCCCUCAAAAACACGAAAACUUGCACCUCUGCCCCUUCCCUGACCUUAAUUCGACGCUACGACGCUAAUCAGUUGAACGCAGCCACAAUACAUGCAGAUGGUCGCCUCAUAAUCAGCUGUCCUGGAUAUCAGAAAUGUGGAUCGCAAGAAUUUUCGAACGGCAAUAUACCCGAUCUGCAAGACGGUCAAUUUCCCGAAGAGCAACAGCCUGGCUAUGAGUGUAUCCUGCAUUUAACGAGCAGAUCGCAGUCGCACGGAGAUUGGGCGGGAGCGGAGUCAAUUGAGUCGUUCCAAGGUGCGCAAAGGAAAAGGUCAAGUUUGGACGUACGGAGAUACAGCCAGCAAGUUUUGAGUGAAAGCGCGAUGAAGAACCAUGAACAUCUCGGUGGGCCGGUAGCGACUAGCCAAGGCUACACCUUUAAAACACCAUGGAACGGGAUUUGUGAGUUCAAGACAGGGGUCGCAGGUCGCUCCGUGAAGUGCAAAAGCCUGCCGACAACGAGCGCUAAGCCAGAUACAAUCAGUGACCUUCGCUUCAACCUCCCGAGCUCUCAAAUGCUGCGUUCUUCUCCAAAUGUACCACAAGCCGGAGCUGUGGGUGCUACGAAGCGUACAUCGUACUUAGGGAAGCGGCACCACCGCGUCACUACUUCAACCUCAGAAGACAGUCCACACAUUACUCCUGCAGAUGUGCCUGAUGAAAUCAAUCUCGACUUGUCCUUAGGCCAGGAACACGCUGGAGGCGGCUUUGGUGGGAAGCAGGCCAAAUUGGGGAAGCUCGUAAUCGAGCCUAAGGGGAUGCAGAUGCUUGAUCUCUUAGUGGCGGCGAACAUGUCCAUAUGGUGGAAAGUGUAUGGAAAACUUACGUGA